This is a messenger RNA of Sander lucioperca (pikeperch), 1060 nucleotides long. RefSeq names its product heterochromatin protein 1-like. Gene Ontology annotation, cellular component: pericentric heterochromatin. NCBI's taxonomy places the organism in Eukaryota, Metazoa, Chordata, Actinopteri, Perciformes, Percidae. The record is from RefSeq and is a predicted model, not a curated record. Gene Ontology annotation, biological process: negative regulation of transcription by RNA polymerase II; chromatin organization. The coding region runs from base 259 to 810 and encodes 183 amino acids. The transcript is spliced from 5 exons. Gene Ontology annotation, molecular function: chromatin binding.
GAGCAGCUUGCAGCACCUCCUGCAGCUGCAGCAGCAGUGAAGGAGGAAGAGGAGGAGGAGGAGGAGCAGCCUGCAGCACCUCCUGCAGCUGCAGCAGCAGUGAAGGAGGAAGAGGAGGAGUAUGUGGUGGAGAAGGUUUUGGACCGCAGAGUGGUGAAGGGAAGAGUAGAGUUUCUGCUGAAAUGGAAGGGGUUCUCAGAUGAGGAUAACACAUGGGAGCCUCAAGACAACCUGGACCUCAACCUUAUCACCGAGUACAUGAACAAACACAAGGAGAAGGAGGAGAAGAAGAAGGGCAAGAGGAAGCGAGGGUGCAAGAGGAAGAAGGAGGAGGAGCCCUCAGCAGACGUCAAGCUGGCGACCGGAGCAGGAAAGAAGGGCAAGAAGGCCGAGGAGGAGCAGCCUUCAGCACCUCCUGCAGAUGCAGCAGUGAAGGAGGAGGAGGAGGAGGAGCAACCUGCAGCACCUCCUGCAGCAGUGAAGGAGGAAGAGGAGGAGUAUGUGGUGGAGAAGGUUUUGGACCGCAGAGUGGUGAAGGGAAGAGUAGAGUUUCUGCUGAAAUGGAAGGGGUUCUCAGAUGAGGAUAACACAUGGGAGCCUCAAGACAACCUGGACCUCAACCUUAUCACCAAGUACAUGAAGAAACACAAGGAGAAGGAGGAGAAGAAGAAGAAGGGCAAGAGGAAGCGAGGGUGCAAGAGGAAGAAGGAGGAGGUGAGGGAAGGAAAGAGAAACGGAGAGGAGGAAAGGGACCCAAAUGUCACCACUGUCAACACUGUGACAAAUCUUUCACAACAUCUGGAUAUUUAAAGAUUCAUCAGAGAGUUCACACUGGAGACAGUCUACACAGCUGUGGUCAAUGUGGGGCAGCUUUCACACGACCGAGUACCCUAAAAAAACAUCAACGCAUUCACACUGGAGAGAAGCCUUACAGCUGUGAUCUAUGUGGUAAAACCUUUUCUCAGAGUGGUAACCUUAAAUCUCACCAGCAUGUUCACACUGGAGAGAAGCCUUACAGCUGUGAUCAAUGUGGUAAAACUUUUUCUCAGAGUGGUCACCU